Molecule: messenger RNA, 1820 nt
Organism: Antrostomus carolinensis (chuck-will's-widow)
Lineage: Eukaryota; Metazoa; Chordata; Aves; Caprimulgiformes; Caprimulgidae
Gene: RB1
Product: RB transcriptional corepressor 1
Exons: 14
Biological process (GO): regulation of transcription by RNA polymerase II; negative regulation of G1/S transition of mitotic cell cycle; cell differentiation
Cellular component (GO): chromatin; nucleus; Rb-E2F complex
Molecular function (GO): RNA polymerase II transcription regulatory region sequence-specific DNA binding
Source: RefSeq, a predicted model, not a curated record
AGAUAUAAGCUUGGAGUACGCCUGUAUUACAGAGUAAUGGAGGCUAUGCUAAAGUCGGUAAGUUUACGUCUAUCAGUGCAGAAUUUUAGCAAACUUCUGAAUGAUAACAUCUUCCACACAUCUCUUCUCGCAUGUGCUGUUGAGGUUGUCAUGGCUACAUAUGGCAGAAAUGCUUCACAAAGUGAUGGUACCAGUGCUGAAACAAACUUGUCUUUCCCAUGGAUUCUUAAUGUAUUUGAUUUAAAAGCUUUUGACUUCUACAAGGUGAUUGAAAGUUUUAUUAAAGCGGAGCCAAGCCUAACAAGGGAAAUGAUAAAGCAUCUAGAACGCUGUGAACAUCGAAUUAUGGAGUCUCUUGCUUGGCAAUCUGGGUCACCUCUGUUCGAUCUUAUCAAGCAGUCAAAAGAACGAGAAGGCCAAACUGAUCAGCCUGAGCCUACUUCCACUCUCAAUCUGCCUCUCCAGCAUAAUCACACUGCAGCAGACCUCUAUCUUUCUCCUGUGAGAUCUCCUAAGAAGAAAGCAUCGGGACCUCCUCCAACUGCUACUUCUACUCCAGAUGCUCAACCAACUGUGACCCCCCAAACACAGAAACCACAAAAAUCUACCUCCCUCUCUCUGUUCUACAAAAAAGUGUAUCUCCUGGCCUAUCUUCGACUACAUACCCUGUUCUUUCGGCUUCUCUCUGACCAUCCUGACCUGGAACCCCUGAUCUGGACCCUCUUCCAGCACACGCUGCAAAAUGAAUAUGAGCUUAUGAGAGACAGGCACUUGGACCAGAUCAUGAUGUGUUCCAUGUAUGGCAUAUGCAAAGUAAAGAAUGUAGAUCUUAGAUUUAAAAUAAUAGUUUCGGCAUACAAGGAGCUUCCCAACACAAAUCAAGAGACUUUCAAGCGUGUUCUUAUCAGGGAAGAACAGUAUGACUCCAUCAUAGUCUUCUACAACUUAGUGUUUAUGCAGAAGCUGAAAACGAACAUUUUGCAGUAUGCCUCCAACAGGCCUCCCACUCUGUCACCUAUCCCACACAUUCCUCGCAGCCCUUACCAGUUUUCCAACUCUCCUCGGCGUGUCCCUGCUGGCAAUAACAUCUACAUCUCACCCUUGAAGAGCCCAUACAAAUUCUCUGAUAGUUUUCAGUCACCCACAAAGAUGACUCCAAGGUCUAGAAUUUUGGUGUCAAUUGGUGAAUCGUUUGGGACUUCAGAAAAGUUUCAAAAAAUAAACCAGAUGGUCUGCAACAGUGACUGCCAGCUAAAACGCAGCGCAGAAGUAAGCGCUGCUCCUAAGCCACUGAAGAGGCUGCGCUUUGAUAUAGAAGGGCAAGACGAAGCAGAUGGAAGCAAACACCUACCCCAGGAGUCCAAGUUCCAACAAAAGCUUGCAGAAAUGACAUCUACUCGAACAAGAAUGCAAAAGCAGAAACUGAGUGAUGGAAAUGAUACCUCAGCCAGUGAAGAAAAGUGAGAUUCUUCUCAGGACCAGGGGCUGCACUGCAGGCCCUCUUAGCUUGUUUUUGUUUUACAGCCUUCAUUAAUUGAGUUGCUUUUUUAGUUGCUUUUUAUUCCGAACUGCUAGUUGAAAGCAUUUGGACUUUUUAAAUUUUUAAAUGUUUUUCAUGAUACUUUGCCUUAUGAUGUAGCAUGUAUACAAUGUAAGCCACUGAAUUUAAUUUAUAAAUUUUUUUGAGGAUUUUAAGAACAGACUUGGAAAGUGUCUUAGUUUCCUAUUGCAGCAUUACUGAUUUAAGCCAAUUCAGUCUACCUGGACUGAAUUUUUCUGUCUAAAGACAAAACGUUAGCUAGAAUGAUUUGAAAUGCACU